AUGGAAGCAAAGACGCUCUCGACAGUCAUGUUCACAAAGCCUAUAUUAGACGCGACUUCAAACUCAGACUCUUCAGUUGCGGCCAUUGCAAAGACGCACUGA
Molecule: messenger RNA, 102 nt
Organism: Parastagonospora nodorum SN15
Lineage: Eukaryota; Fungi; Ascomycota; Dothideomycetes; Pleosporales; Phaeosphaeriaceae
Exons: 3
Coding region: 1-102 (33 amino acids)
Source: RefSeq, a predicted model, not a curated record